Oldenlandia corymbosa var. corymbosa is the source of this 3087-nucleotide messenger RNA. The record is from the annotation of a GenBank genome assembly. Lineage: Eukaryota; Viridiplantae; Streptophyta; Magnoliopsida; Gentianales; Rubiaceae.
AUGGAGAGAAUUCAAAGUAAAGCUCUAAGCUCAAAAACAAACAAAGAACAGGGUUGGCAAGCUCAGGCGUUAGGAGAAAUGCAGGAAGCUCAACCGCCGGGAAUCCACAGCGAACAAACUGAGCAACUUAAGCCAGGUUCUGUUGGAAUUCAGAACUCAGAGAAUGGAGCUUUUAAUGUGAAUCCAGGUGGUCAGGGUAAUGGUUUUCAAACAGCAGCUGGACUAAACUAUGGGUCUACAAGUUCUCAAAAUCAGGUCAUGAUCAAUCAAGGAGGAAAUUCAGGAAACAAUGUGAGCUUUCAAAAUCCUGCAACUGGUCAUGACAGGGGAACUUGUUUUCUACUUGUUGGAUUUCCUGAUUCGUACAAAGAACUCAAGAACAAAUGGACUGCUUGUAACAACAACCGGAAUUUUGCACAUGCUGCGGAUGCUGAAACACCUCCACAACUUGAUAACGUUGGUGGAAAUGACUGGAGUUCUAUGACCAAGCAGAUCACUCAACUUCAACAGAGUUUCAACACCAUGAUUGAAAUGAAGGCUGUGCAAGAGGAUCAUCCUCAGAACCUUGUUAAUUUUGCACAUCUUCAUGAUUUUGCAGGUGUGUUGGCUAAGCUUGCGGAUCUGGAGAAGUUGGUCCGGAAUCAACCUUCAACUUCUUCUGCCUAUGCUACGUUGGAUAUUGGUGUUGAGUCCCUUAACACGGAUGUUGCUGCUUUGACCCGUAGUGUGGAUGGCAGAGUGUCAAGGGUCGAACUUGAAGAAGAAUUUGUUGUUCUUCAUACUUUGGUUGAUGGUGUGGCUUUGUUGAAGCGAGCUUUGGCCUCUUCGUCACCUUCCUCGGGUGGGAAUGAUCAGUUUCAGGAUGGGAAAUCUGAGAAGAAGAGGGGAUGCUUUAAGUAUGAUGGUCCUCACCUUGCUUGUGAUUGCCCUCACAAGGAGAAGGUGACUGUGAUCAUUGCAAGUCAAGGUAAUGAUUCUGAUUGUGAAACCCCUUUCCGUGUUAAUCCUUUGCAGUUAUUGUGUGCUAUUAGAGGGAUUAGAGCCCUCAUUGUUCAUAAUUCAUUAAUGUAUAUAAAAGGUUGUGUUAACGGCCUUGAAGUGUUGCCUAUGUUUGAUUGUGGUGGGACUCAUAGUUUCAUGACCAAGCGUGAGGCGAAUCGGUUGAAGCUGAAGAUUGAGAGCCAUAAUAGUAAGAUCAAAAGGGUUAACGUUGAGGCGGAGGCCGUUCUUGGUUGUGUGAGCUUUAAUAUUAUUAUUGAUUGCUGGACUGGUUUGUGUAAUGUCAUGGUUCAGGUAGCCAAAGGAAGAAGAAGAAAUUGCAGCCACACUGCUGCAAGGUCUCCUGUUGUUGUUGUUAAUCAGGAAGAACCAGAGCUGAAAUCUAGCUGUCAAAGGAAAGAAUUGCUUCACCAUCACUGCACGUUGCUGCUACUGCAAGUGGAAGAAGAGAAAGAUGGAGAAUAUGAAAAAGAAAGUAGCUACUACUCUGCUACUUGCCACCUGCUGCUACUGUUGACUGAAGUGAAAGAAUGGCUGCUGCUGGAGGUCAUGUCGUCGAGCAAGACCUCCGUUAGAUUGUUUGGUGACUCCAAGAUUUUUAAUGUUAAAAAUUCAGAUGACGAAAGCUCCUCGACGAGAGUGGGGAAGAAGAAAAGGAAAGUGAAGAGACUUGUCAAAGCAGUAGAUGCAGAAGUUUGGAAGAAGAACAAGCAUGACCAGCAUGUUGGGAAGGAAAGUUUGCUUGAAAAAGAAGCUACUCCUUGGGAAUCUACGCCCCUGUUGGUCGAGGAGCCCAAAGAAAAUCCUGAAGGCCUUACUCAUGGGGGCCACCUUGCUGUGGAGAUUGAUCUUGAACAGUUUACGGUGCCAAAACCUCCAUUGAAGAAGCUAAAAGACACCGUCGAGGGCACCGUAAAUUCCCCCGGGUCCUCGAGUUACACCGCUGCAGCUGCCAUAUACCACUUUGGGGAUGCCCGGAAUGAGUGCCCCAUACUCAAGGAGAACGCAAUAGCUAUGUCUAAGGAGAACACUCUAAAGCUGAUGAGUACCUCGAUGAUCAGUUUUUUGCUCUGCCAAAGGAAAUUGAAAGAGGAGCUUAACAGGGCACUGCAUGAACAGAUGAAGAAUGGACUACUGCACCUCUCGACUGAACAGCUUCCUCUGUUUAAUGCUUUGAGCAAUGCUAUCCUCCAGAUGGGUUCUCCCGAGGAAAUCACCUCCUUUCCUGGUGACGCCCCAACAAUCUUGCUCGGCGAACCUGGUGAAGAACCACGAGUGCCGGAUCUUCUUGACAAGUUCAUCAGAGUCGAGUUAGUCUCCGACGAUGAUUCCGCGGAGGAAGUUGAUGGUAGUGGCAACGAGGAGAAGGAGAAGGAGCCAGAGGUCGAGAAGGAAGAUGAACCGGAAUCGUACUUUGUUCAUCAGGUACGCUUGAUGAUCCUUGAUGAGAACCAAACCAAGAAUUUGCCCAUGUAUGCCCUGGUUUCUUCAGCAAUGAGGGAACUAGGGAAUGUUCACGACUUAUCUGGGGUGAGAUCUCUCGAGAAGAAUAUAGUGGAUGCCGUCCAAGCUUACAAUGUUCAGAUACAUUCUCGACUAGUACAAUGCUUCAGACAGAAAGAAAAAGAAUAUCAACGUCGUCUCCUUCAAAAUGACCUCGAUUACCACAAUUCUCUGUCCUUGGAGGGCAGCGUAAGUGAGGAGAUGACUCAACUAAACAAGGAGAAUGCUACCUUAAAGACUCGUCGAGGAGUCGUGGUGUCACCUUGGUUUCUCGAGAAGUUUCACAUUCUAAACCUCAUCGAGAAACAGAUUCAAGUCAGGACAGAACGCUUUAUCACUGCAAUGGAGUUGCUGAAGAAAAGGACCAAGGAAGUUGAGUUUUACUCGAAACAAUCUGCUAUCCUGCAGAAUUUGUUAGCCGAUCGCGAGAUCCCGCUUCCCAUUCUCGAUAACCUGGAUGAGGAUGAAGAAGCCAAAGAGAGGACCGCAGCCGAAGAUCACCUGCUGAGGCUUAAUGAGCAAGACUGGGAGAUUGUCGACUUGAAGGAUAAGCUGACUAGUGUAUUAACCAGCUUAGAAUGUUAG